AUGGUGAGAGGAAAGAUAGAGAUGAAGAAAAUAGAAAACGCAACGAGUAGACAAGUGACUUUCUCGAAAAGAAGAAAUGGUUUGUUGAAGAAAGCUUAUGAGCUCACAGUACUAUGUGAUGCUCAAGUCUCUCUCAUCAUCUUCUCUCAAAGAGGAAGGCUUUACGAAUUCUCAAACACCGACAUGCAGAAGAUGAUCGAGCGUUACCGUAAGUACACAAAAGAUUACGAAACCAGCAAUCACGACUCAGAAAUUUACAUACAGCAAUUGAAGCAAGAAGCAAAUCACAUGAUCUCAAAGAUUGAACUCCUUGAGUUCCAAAAGCGGAAGUUAUUGGGACAAGGACUUCCUUCUUCUUCUCUAGAAGAGCUUCAAGAAAUAGAUAGUUUACUCCAAAGAAGUUUGGGUAAAGUCCGAGCAAGAAAGGCUCAGUUGUUCGAUGAACAAUUGGAGAAGCUAAAAGCAAAGGAGAAACAAUUGCUAGAAGAGAACGUCAAGUUACAUCAAAAGAAUGUUAUAGGUCCAUGGCGAGGAUCGAUUGAUCAGCAAGAGAAACACAAAUUUAUAGAUCUGAAUUUGGAUGUAGAAACUGAUUUAUUCAUCGGUUUACCAGAUAAACACUCCUAG
Arabis nemorensis is the source of this 627-nucleotide messenger RNA. The record is from the annotation of a GenBank genome assembly. NCBI's taxonomy places the organism in Eukaryota, Viridiplantae, Streptophyta, Magnoliopsida, Brassicales, Brassicaceae.